This is a messenger RNA of Mya arenaria, 1605 nucleotides long. RefSeq lists its product as uncharacterized. The transcript has a single exon. Lineage: Eukaryota; Metazoa; Mollusca; Bivalvia; Myida; Myidae. The record is from RefSeq and is a predicted model, not a curated record. The coding region runs from base 1 to 1605 and encodes 534 amino acids.
AUGGCAACGAAGGAAGAAGAUAAGGUAAAACAAAAAUCUAGAACCAUUUUCCAUGUACUAGAUCUUGCUGGUGCUUCCGACUAUGUUAGAAGACUUCGCCAACACUGUACUCUCAUACAUGACGUGCAUGCGACGGUGAUGAUAAACAUGAAAAAGUACAGCUCUAUACAUACAUUUGAGAGCACCUCGGAAGGCACAACAACACCAGGGCUUAACUCAGACAUAGACACAAUGAUGUGCUUUCGAAUGUUUCCUGUAUAUGAAAAUAGUGAAGAUGCAAAACAUCACAUGACACAAAUGAGAAGCCCGGGCAAUUUGCAAGAAGGCGAAAAUACACACCAUAUUGUGAUGCUGGUUGAUGAUCAUACACCAGUUGGAUUCAGUAAACUUGAAUUUGUGAAAAAUACUAAUCUCCAAUUGCCAUUCAUCUUAGAACAAGACAGCUAUGGAAAAACAGUUUUAGAUAACAUCUGUAUAGUAGAGGCUUUGACUGGAGACGAACGUAAUGGUCCGGCUGCCACGAUCCUUAAACGGCCAGGAUACACUGACAUAGAUCAUAUACCAUCGUUUCACUGUAAAACGUGGCCUGCAGUUGCAGAUGAAUUCUUCACCCGAAACAGAAUGUUUGAAUUUCCCGGUCAAAACAUACGGGCUGAAUUUGGCAAUCUUGGUAUCUUCUUUGUGCCGACUGGACAUGGGGAUUCGCAAGAAAAACAUCUUCAAUGGCGACUCUCUUUUUCCCUGCAAGAACGGAAGAUAAUGCUGAAUCUCAAUGAAACACAACACAAAUGCUAUGUUCUGUUGAAGAUGACGAAAGAAGAUUUCGUGAAACCAAACGUGUCGGGAAAAUCCUUGACAUCAUAUCAAUGCAAAACAAGCAUGUUCUUUGAGAUGGAAAAUUCUCCAGAUUCUUUCUGGAUACCAGAGAAUUUGAUCUAUUGUUACAUUAAUUGUUUAAAGAGGCUACGUGGCUGGAUACAGAAUGGGUUUGUACCAAGUUAUUUUAUGCCAGACGUGAACAUAUGGAAGGGAGAUAUGACCGUGCAAAACAAGGUUGUAAAAGUACUCGAAGACGUUUUAGAAUCCCCUUUAGACACACUGAUGCAGCUGAGAUGCGACAAAGUUGGAAGUUUACUCAAUGACAUGGUUGAUUACAACCUAGACGAAGCAGAUGUACCAGAUAAUGAUUUCAGCACUGAUUUGACUCAGGCUGACAGGGCGCUGCAAUUAGCUGUACACGCGCUUCAUUACUGCUUCAUCGUGGAAACGGUGGAAAUUGCAGGAAAAUUGAUUAGUGAGAAUAGAGGUAAUGUCGAUGCAAACAUCACACAUCGCGAAAAGCUGAUUGAAAUGUUGAAUGAUAAGGAUUCACUUUGUGACCAAACUUUACAGUCAAAUACCGUGGUGAACCAAGCCGUCGACUAUCUGGUCCCGUUUAUUUACACAAGCCUGGGAUCGCACUUGAUUGUAAAAGGAAUUCAAGAAUCUAGUGAUAUCUUCAAAAAUCAGGGCCUCGGAUACUUGAAACGUGGAUUAGAAUCAGGUUUGAAGAGUUUUUCUGAUAUGGAGUGGUAUUUCAAAUCAUGCAUAAAAGGCCAGUCUUGA